GUCCCCCAAAUGAGAACAAGUCCUAUUUAUGACUCCUCAAGCGCCCUUCAGUCAUCGCAUUCUUAUUCCAGUUGGAAGAAUUGGCAGCUUUUUGCGUACGACAAACAGGGAAAGAACAUCAAAAGCACUACAAAUAUCAAGCGGUCCUUAAAUUUGAACCGCGAGCUCCUGCUUUCACAGGUGUUGCAGAGUCCCAAAUCUUUAGAGAGGGUUUGUUUUGACACCUCGGGGAGAGGGGAGACGCGCGCAGGGGCAUCCGGAGCUGAUUGCCUCCCCCCGCGACUUAAUUAGCAUCCCGACCGCCAGCUGCAUAGCCGCCGCCGCCGCCGCCGCUGCUGCUGCUACGCGCCGAGCUGGAAAGUAUAGACUGGAGGAGUCUCCGAGCGCUCAAAUAAAAAGCCACGCGGUGGAACAAGCAAGCCCUUCCAUUCUGGAUUACUUCGUUCGCUUCCUGUCCGUCGGGAUGAGGCUAAAGAGGAACGGCUCGUACACGCUGCACAGGAAGUCUAAAACAAAGCCAAAUGGUAAGAAACCAGCAACAGAGGAGAAAAAGCUCUACUUGGAGAGUGAAUACACCAAAGCCCGGGUCUCAGAUUUCAACCUCAAGGAGCUGGUAACAUUACCCAGAGAAAUUGAUCUCAAUGAGUGGCUAGCGAGUAACACAACAACUUUCUUCAAUCUCAUUAACCUCCAGUAUAGCACAAUCUCAGAAUUUUGUACUGGAGAAACCUGUCAAGCCAUGACAGCCUGUAAUACGCAGUACUACUGGUAUGACGAAAGGGGAAAGAAAACCAAGUGCACAGCCCCACAGUAUGUCGAUUUUGUCAUGAGUUUGGUGCAGAAACUGGUUACAGACGAAGACAUUUUUCCUACAAAAUAUGGAAAAGAAUUUCCCAAUUCAUUUGAGUCCUUAGUCAAGAAGAUCUGUAAAUACUUAUUCCAUGUGCUGGCACACAUCUACUGGGUUCACUUUAAGGAGACUGUGGCACUGGACCUUCAGGGACAUUUAAACACGCUAUAUGCACAUUUCAUUGUAUUUAUAAGGGAAUUUAAUUUGGUGGACCCAAAGGAAACCUCCAUCAUGGAUGACCUCACAGAGGUCCUCUUUAGCAACUCUUCCUCUGCACAGAACCAUGUCAAGGAGAGAUGAACCUCCCACACAGAUGCCCAGGAGUGAUAGUCAAGACAUGAAAGAAAUGGCAGAAUCAUCCAGUGAAUAAAGAAAGGAAACCAGACAGUAGACCUUACAAUCAAAUGUUUCAAAAACUUAAAAAUGUUAAAAGACUGAGCAAGAAGAGAAUUUUCAUCCAUACUAGAAACCGAGAAAGCUUUCCCAUGGCACUUCAGCCUGCCGGCCAACUCUUAGGAUCCACACAUGUACAGUUUUAUUUUUUCAGUCUCUUUUCUUUCAUUUGUGUGUUUUUGUUCUGCUUUCCUUGUUUUUUGCCCAGGAGAGUGUUUAUUUACUGUUUAUUUUUACCCUUUUUUAUUUAGUUCACAGAUUAGAAUGGUGCUAGUGCCAUUUUUAAUGUAUGAUUUGUUAAUAUUGUAUGAAACGAAUUACUUUGUUUUUAACUGUAGUGACUUUUGCUUGAGAACCAUUAUGGCAGAUGAUGGACAGGAUAGUUUAAUGGAUGCUCAGUAAGUUGUGGCUGGCACACAUGCUACUCUUUAUAUACCUAUAAAGUGGACAUGGGAGAGAAUUUUGUAAACCAACUGCUAAUUAUCACCUCAGUUAGCUCUUUAUUUGCCGAUUUUGGUCAGAUUCCAUUGGUCAAGGUCUGGUUUCAUAGCAGGAGUAGUGAUUGGGCAGACAAAAUCCACAUGAAUGCAAGUGGAAUAGGAAGUUACUUCAGAAUAUGAAUAAUGUUUAAUGGGUGUACAGGGGCAACAACUUCCUGUUUUACAAAUCAAAGCCCCCGAUGCAGUUUUUUGGGGAAAAAAGCUGAGAUGAGCUGGUAGAGAAGAAAUGGACACUUUAAGUUUGCACCCUUCUUUUCUUGGGUUCCCUUGACCUUAUUUGGUUGCUGCUUUAUAGAAAACAGGCAAGCUUAGGACAAAGACAUUGCUCUGUCUGCAAACCUUCAUACUUUUCUAAUGCAUUUGGUGUGUGUUCUGAUUCAAGGAAAGGGGGACACCUUUGCUGUUUUUUAGCAUCAUGGCCAUCACUCAGUACUGAAACCGUAAAACUGACAUGUUGUCUUGUUUACCUUUAAAAUAACAGAUACAUCAGAAUUACUUCGUUUCCAUAUUUGUCUGUAUAUUUUGUUUAAUAGAAGACUCACUAAGUUUACAUUUUUUUUAAUUAAUCCUUUUCUAAUGGAAACCUUUUUCAUUUUGAGUUUCUAAAGGUGGCUGAAAUGGCUUGGUUCUGUCCCUGAUGUAAGAUUAAUGUCCCAACAAUAGAAGGCUGAAUGCUUGCUUAUCUCUUGCUUUUUAAUAUUUUUUAACUUAAUACUGCCUUCAGCACCCUGGUGGUGAAUUCUAACAAUGUGCAAUAAGAGGAAAGAGGAGGGAAGUUUCUUUUUAUACACAGUGUUUCAAGUAUCAUGCCUUCUUUGCAAAUAGGGUAAUAAAAACUAUUUUAAUCGUGUUCAAAUAGAUUUAUAUGAAGUAAUCUAUCUUUGCACUUUUUAUAUUUGAAGAUUUUUUUUUUUUUUUUUUUUUUUUUUUGCCUUUCCCUCUUUCGUAUUUGCAUAAAUUAAGAUCCUCCAGGAUCCAGUGGUCAACACAGCCAUUUGUAAUAUUUACAGAGAAAACACUUUGAAAAGGAUUCUGUCUCCAAGUCCUUGCAUUAAUAUUACUUCAUUUGAUUGGGAUUUGAUCAUUUCACCUUCUUAAAGCAGAAUUUUUGUCUUUGAACUGCAAGAACCCUUUUCAUAUAUGAGAGUUUAUAAUGAUUGCAUCUAUAAGAAUGCUUUUGAUUUUUUGGCAACUCCCCCCCUUCCCAGAUCUCAAACAUUAAGAUUGUCUUUUUGCUUGGUUAGCUGCAUUGAGUUGUUUUAGGAAAUAAUGUAUAACUUAUUUUUUUUUUAUUAUUUUUAUUGUUAGAAAUGUGUGUAUAUAUGUAGACUGAUGGAUAUACAGCAGCCUGUAAAAGCAAGAGAGUGACCAAAAGAAAGAAAAUCACACACUUUAUUUGUUCAUCCGGUUUGUUGUUUUCCUGCAUUAUGUUUUAGUGGACAGAUGAAGACAAACUUGAAAAUCGUCCCUCGUCCUGACGUCUGCUUUCUGUCUGUCGUGCUAAUGGCAGCAGCACAUGUGUACGUCUUGUCAUGUUGUCCAUGUGCACCCCUCCAUUUUGAAAGGCACGUUAGACUGGCCUAAACCGGGAUGGUUCAGUACUGUUUUUCUUUUCAUUUUAAUUAUGGUAUAAAUAAUUUAAACUCUUAAAGCCGUGUACAAUUUCAAGCUCUUUAAAUUAUAACCUGUUAAACUCAGUCAGCAGUAUACUCAGUAGAUUUGUAUUCUUAACAUUUACAUUUCACUCCACGCGUCAGUCAGUAGGUGUUAGGAGACUCCUAGAAGUCUGUUGUGUAGGUCGACCUAAAAGACGUCUCACAGGAUGUCAGUCCGUCUUCUUAUAUUUUUCUCAUAAGUCUGAACACUGGAGGACAGCCAAGUCAUGAAAAGGACAAUUCUGUGAUUUUUGGAAGGAGAUUCAUGUAUACGCGUAUCUGAAGGCUGAGCUUCUCAUUAUAAACAGCAAAGGUUCCACUUCAAACCGCUGGGUUUUUUUCUGUUUGCUUUGUGAUUGCAGUCCCAGUUCUCCCAUUUAGUUUGAUCCCCCCACCCCCCGGAGUCAAUGGUCUGAAUUGUAAUUUCAGCACAAGACUGAAGAAGCUGGCCAGAGCUGCAAGUGCUGUGCAGGAAGAUGAAAGGCAGAGCUCGGUAGAUGUUGAGGGCCAUCAACUCCUCAAAUUCCCAAAGGCAGACAUGCAUGGAACUCGCGGUGAGCAGUGAAUGGCAUACAACUCUCACUUUCUAGCCAGUUGGAUUUUGCACUAUUGCGACUUGAAGAAUGUAGUAAAUCAGUACAGAGACUCUUCACGUACCCUUUCAGUUCAGGGCAGGAAUCGCUUUGGAGCUUUUUCAUUUAAUUUUUUUUUUUUUUUGUUUGUUUUUAAGGUUUGGCCUAUAUUACGGUGCGUGUGUUGCUUUUGAGCUGAUUUUUGGAGAGUGAUUAUGGUGGUGGUCCACGUCUGUUGUGCCACACGUUUCUGUUCCACUUAAUACCCAAGGAGUCUAUCCAGGCUUUGAGCUGAAGAUCUGCUCAGACGCUGUUGUGUGCUUCACAAUACUGAGACUCCAGGAUACCAAAUUAUAUUGGGAUUCAGAAAAAUGGUCAGCUGCUCCCCAGACUCCUUAUGGAAGUGGGGGUUUGUGAAUUCCUCUGCGCACAAACUUUAAGCUUAAGGUUGACUGGCCACUCAGGAGAGUUCGGCUCUGCAUGCUGCUUGGUGUGCCCAUCUCGGUGCCAUAGCGCUGAAUGUGUGCGGCUCUCGUCAUGGCCUGUAGCCCACCUGUAGAGAGAGUCGGGCAGGACAGCCUCACACUUUAUAAGCACAUAACGAGGAAAAGGUGGCAAUUCUCAUGCUGCUCGACUUUUUUUCCCCCCAAAUCAGCAAAAAUUGAGAACAAAAUGAAAUCCUGGUGAGGGGCUUAUAGUUUUAAUGAAGAGCUAAUACAGCCAUGGCAGCAGCCUGUUGGAGUAACAACUCGGGGGUCUCAUCGCUCAGACACGGGUGAGAAUCACACACCUUGACCUUCAUGCUUGGGAUGUUCAAAAGCUUAGGACAACAGUAUAGCAGUGGGGAAUCUUAUUUAAUUCAUUUAUAUUUUUGGUGUUUUUAUGAAAUUUUAUUUAGCUGUUUAGAUUUAUUUUUUAGAUCUCGCUCGCUCUCUUGCAUCAGAACACAUUGCACUUGAACUUUUGGUUAUAAUCAAAUUUAUUUUCUGCAGCUGUUUUAACUUUGUUUUCUUAAGUAUUUUUAUUUUGCUUCAUUAAUAUAAAAAUGUAUGAAUAAAAAAAAAAAAAAAAGAUGGCUUUUCUGAA
This is a messenger RNA of Erpetoichthys calabaricus (reedfish), 5056 nucleotides long. Its product is annotated as MOB kinase activator 2-like. Gene Ontology annotation, cellular component: nucleus; cytoplasm. The transcript has 5 exons. Gene Ontology annotation, molecular function: protein kinase activator activity. Lineage: Eukaryota; Metazoa; Chordata; Cladistia; Polypteriformes; Polypteridae. The record is from RefSeq and is a predicted model, not a curated record. Gene Ontology annotation, biological process: positive regulation of protein phosphorylation; signal transduction. Bases 464 to 1150 code for a protein of 228 amino acids.